AUGCUGAAGGAUAUUACAUCGGAACGUAGUCCGGGGCCAGCUGCUUAUGCACAGAACAGUAAAUACACAAAUACAGGGGAAGCAUCAACGCCGAAAUACACUAUUACUGGAAUCCAAAAAUCACUUAAUUUUGGACAAGGUCCAGGACCAGCCGAUUACAAUGUAGAAACCGGUAAAAAGUUGGUCUAUCCUGGUGUCCCAGCGUACCCGAUAGGUGUACGUUUGUCCGGAAGGCGAAUGGACGAUACACCGGCUCCGAAUGCGUAUUCUCUCCCGGCUCCAUCAAGACGCAGUGAGGUUCGGUCAGCACCAAAUUACACAAUGGCCGGACGAAAUGAUAACACUCAGCUUGUUUUGAACAAAAACCCUGGUCCGGCUGACUAUACUGUUGGAUCACCUGAUCUCUAUUUGGAUGCUAGCCCCAAAUACACCAUGGGGGUCACCUUGCCCGAGCGUAAAUUUAACGACUUUCCUGGACCGUUGAACUAUAAGUCUGAACAGGUUACUGCUCACCUUCCAUCCAUGCCCAAAUUCACCAUGGGCAUCAAACACAGUCAAUACAAGGGAGAAUUUGCAGUGAAACACGAAGAUGAAUUCUAA
Echinostoma caproni is the source of this 600-nucleotide messenger RNA. The record is from the annotation of a GenBank genome assembly. NCBI's taxonomy places the organism in Eukaryota, Metazoa, Platyhelminthes, Trematoda, Plagiorchiida, Echinostomatidae.